AUGGCUGUAAACGGGUUGUCGAACCUCGAAACGAGGCAUUUCAUCAACAAUGAGUUCGUCGAAUCCUCCGCGAAGGAGACGAUAACAAUUCGCUCCCCAUACGACGACUCCAUCGUUGGCACAAUCCCGGUCGCAGACGAGCACGUAGUCGACGCCGCGGUAUCCGCCGCUCGCAAAGCCUAUGAGACGGGUCCAUGGUGCACAUUCACCAGCGCCCAGCGUGCAAAGUGCAUGCUGAAACUGGCAGACCUGAUUGAACAGAAGACUGAUGAGCUUGCGAAGUUGGAGGCUGCAAGCAUGGGGCAGCCGGUCGCGGUUGCAAAAGGGGCGAUAAUACCGACCUGUGUGGCAAGCAUCAGGUAUUAUGCUGGAUAUGCGGAUAAGAUCGCAGGAGAAAGCUACAAAGAAGAGGACGGGUUCUACAAGAUCGUACAGUAUGAGCCGAUUGGGGUCUGCGCUGGUAUAGCGGCUUGGAAUGCGACGUUGGUCUUCGUUGCAUGGAAGAUUGCGCCAGCCCUCGCGGCGGGUAACACUUUUGUGUUCAAGGCUUCUGAGAAGUCUCCCUUCGGCCCACUAGUGGUUGCCCCAUUCUUCAAAGAAGCAGGUUUCCCUCCAGGGGUAGUGAACUUCAUCUCCGGUGGCGGUUCGACAGGUGCCUUGCUCGCUGCGCACAUGGACAUCGACAAGAUCAGCUUUACUGGGUCUGGAAUGACCGGCCGCAAGAUUCAAGAUGCUGCAAUAAAAAGCAACAUGAAGAAAGUUACGCUCGAAUUGGGUGGGAAGUCUCCGUCAAUAAUCUUCGCUGAUGCGGAACUCGAGAAUGCCUUGAAGAACAAUGCAGAAGGCCUCCUCCUCAACAGCGGGCAACUGUGCGCAGCCGCCACUCGCGUGUUCGUCCACAGCUCAAUCGCUCCAACGUUCAUCGAAGGCCUCAAAGCGCGUUUUGAAGCCGCCAGCUCCACGAUGGGCGACGAUCCUGCCGUUCCAACGACUGCACUUGGCCCUCUAGCAGACAAAAAACAGCUCGAUCGCGUGACAUCGUACCUUGAGUCUGGCAAGACUGAGUCAGGAGCUGAACUCGUUACCGGGGGUGGUCAAAUCGGCGAGAAGGGAUGCUUCGUUCAGCCAACCAUCUUCUUGAACCCCAAGAGCGACGCGAAGAUCUUGCGAGAGGAGAUAUUUGGGCCUGUGUUGACGAUUCGUUCGUUUGAGACAGAAGAUGAAGCUGUCGAGCUUGCGAAUGAUACCAGCUAUGGACUUUCAGCUGCUAUCUACACGGCAAGCAUGUCGCGCGCCUUGCGCGUAGCGACAAAGCUCAAAGUCGGCACACUUGCAAUCAAUGCGUCCUACUUUCCAGAUGCGCAGACCCCAUUUGGUGGUUACAAGCAGUCUGGUACUGGUCGUGAGUCUGGGAAGGCUGGCCUGGAGGCGUAUCUUCAAGCAAAGACAAUCAAAAUCAAUAUGGGUGUUUGA
Messenger RNA from Coniosporium apollinis CBS 100218, 1473 nucleotides. RefSeq lists its product as uncharacterized. Gene Ontology annotation, molecular function: aldehyde dehydrogenase (NAD+) activity. Bases 1 to 1473 code for a protein of 490 amino acids. The record is from RefSeq and is a predicted model, not a curated record. Lineage: Eukaryota; Fungi; Ascomycota; Dothideomycetes. The transcript has 8 exons.